GUCCCCACAGAUAGAGGCCAAAGCUCCACAGGAAGAGGAUGACCUCUCAUCCACAGUCCGUCUUUGGCUGACUGUUGCACGGAACAGCUAAAUCAGGAGUCGGUGAUGGGAGCUGGAUUAGGAAGUGCAAGAGAAAUCUGCAAACAGAUUGGUGACUGGGAUGCAUCCUUAGGGCUGGGAAGCAUGGGAGGAGAGUGGAAUCUCUGAAUCGCUGCUAAAAUCUCGAGAGAGCGUUCAGCAGGCUGAACUGAACUGAACGCACGUGGAUGAAACAGCAGCAUGCACCGUUAAGCCUCACACUCACCAAAGGCUCUGGGGAAAUUCCUCCCCGCGUGGGCCGGCGUCGAGCGGAGAAGGACGAAGCUGAGCUGAAUGAGGAGAGGAGAUUCAUGGGGCCGUGCGCGGGGUUUAGAGAAUGGAAAGGCUUCAAUUAAUGGUGUCUGAGUUCAGGCCGCAACAUCCGUGGAAGUUUUUCGGACAAUCGGGGUUUGCGAAUUAUGCAGCUAGGGAAAUGUUCCAGUGCGCUCCUUACGGCAUCACUUAAACCUCCAAUAGGGUCGCCGGCUAAAAGUAAUACAGAGAAGAAGGUUGAGAGGAAUGGAAGCCCUAGAGAUGACAGGAAAGUGGAGAGGUUGGGGAAUUGGCUCAGAAGACAUGGCCAUCACGACUGCAAUCUGCGCCUGGAAAGGUGGCCCCGUGGAAGUGAUGCUCCUGGAUAUGGAAUGGUGGCUGGUCCCGGAGGAAUCAACAAACAUGACGUCAUUGUCCGCGUGCCGAAAGAAGCGCUCAUGACCGAGCAGACCGCAGCAACUUGUCCAGAUGUUGGCCCAAUCGCCGACAGAGCGCAUCUGAGCCCUUGGCAAGCUAUGUGCUUGCAUCUACUAUGCGAACGAGCUAGGGGAGAAAAGAGUCCAUGGUACCCCUACAUUUCGUUGCUUCCAUCCGAGCUCCAAAUGGCCGGUGCCCAUCCCAUGCUUUGGCCUCAGAGAAUGCGAAAAGAUUGGUUAGCUGGAUCCCCCAUGCUGGAUACUACUGAGCGGAGAUUGCAAAUAUGCAGGGAGGAUCAUGAAGCCAUGCUUGCUGGUGGUGCCAGCAAACUGAUGCCAGCUGGUCCUGGAAGUGGAGGAUUUGUGACCGAGUCAGCCGUCCGCUGGGCAGCAGUUAUUCUCCUUAGUCGUUCUUUCUCUCUCGACUUAGAUGAGGCGGUGCAGCUGGAUUCUGGACCUUCCAUUGCACUAGUGCCAUGGGCAGAUAUGCUUAACCAUAGCAGUGCAGCUGGAAAAGAGUCAUGUCUUGUAUACGAUUCUCAAACUAGGACAGCUUCCCUUCGAGCCCACAAAAAUUAUGAAGAAGGAGAGCAAGUCUAUGACUCGUACGGACCAAACUUGUCACCGUCUCAACUUCUCUUGGACUACGGCUUUGUCGACAAAGAAAAUCGAAAUUAUGCGGUAGAUCUACCGGUACAAUAUCUAGGCCCUCUGAAAAGCAAGCGCAAUGCAACGCUCUUGGAGACGGUUGGCUUGCCGUAUGGAGGUACAAUGUUUACACUCACUCCAACCGGAGUCAAUGAAAGCGUCUUGGCCUGGACCCGAGCAGCGGUAGCUUCACCGAAGGAACUCUCAGAUGCCGGUUGGAGAGAAGAUACGGCCAUGAGUAUGUGGCAGCAUCAUGGGGCAUCGACAGCAAUGGCUCACUUUUCCAGGGCCAUCACUCGUGAGAAUGAAGGAGAGGUGUUGAGGAGAAUACUCUGGGCCUGUGAAGACCUUCUCAAUCGCUAUCCAACUAAUCUCGAAGACGACGUUGCCUCCUUGACUGCAAACGAUGCUGACGGUACGAAGGCAGUGCCAUUACCGUGGGCAAGACAACAGGCGGUGAGGGCCAUAAUAUCAGAGAAGAUGGCCUUGAUAGGUGCUCGUCAGCAGCUUUGGGAGGCGUUGAAGAAGCUGAGGUCAGGGGUAUCAGUGCAUCAACUAUACGGCUGAGUAGAAAGCUCUUAGGAUUCGCCUAAAGUAGUACAGCCUUGAAUAUAUCUAGGGAUCUAUUAAGUACCAAGUGAGUUCGGAACUCUAAGGUGGUCAGGCGCUGCUAAUUUGAAGCUCUUACAGUGAAGUUGAGAUCCUACGGUGCCUCGAACGGUUCGUCCUAGGGAUACGUUAUCUGGACUCGAUAUAUUCUUGCUCGAUCGAGUUAGAAUGGAGUAAUGUGGACAUCUCUUACCGAAGUCCCUGCAUCAGCUUCUGAAACCUUUUAAUUCACAUCGAUGCUGAAGCAGCAGUGAGACUGCUAUGCCACUUGGUCAGAUCGUUUUCGUUUUUGGUCUCAAUCGAUCUCACAUCGGAACUGCCAGUGUCAUCAGUUCGCAUUAGCUCUGAAGCAGCCGGUAGAAGGCUUUGUUAUGUACCAAGGUUCUCCUUGUGGUCAAUACCGAGGAGGGGUGGAACUUAUUGACCUUUCUGCAUAGCACAAAGUUUCUUCAAGUUGCUACUUGAUGAAGGGAUUAUACUGAAUGUAUUGGAGACUAUCUGGAGACAUGAAUAUAUCAUGAAUACACAUUAAUUUUAA
Marchantia polymorpha subsp. ruderalis is the source of this 2562-nucleotide messenger RNA. Lineage: Eukaryota; Viridiplantae; Streptophyta; Marchantiopsida; Marchantiales; Marchantiaceae. The record is from the annotation of a GenBank genome assembly.